AUGGAUUUGCAUUUGUUUGACUACUCGGAACCAGGGAACUUCUCUGACAUCAGCUGGCCGUGUAACAGCAGUGACUGCAUCAUGGUUGACACCAUGACAUGCCCCAACAUGGCCAACAAAAGUGUUCUGCUCUACACCCUAUCCUUCAUCUACAUCUUCAUCUUCGUGAUCGGCAUGAUCGCCAACUCCGUGGUGGUCUGGGUGAACAUCCAGGCCAAGACCACCGGCUACGACACACACUGCUACAUCUUAAACCUGGCCAUCGCCGACUUGUGGGUGGUGGUCACCAUCCCGGUCUGGGUGGUCAGCCUUGUGCAGCAUAACCAGUGGCCCAUGGGUGAGCUCACUUGUAAGGUCUCUCACCUCAUCUUCUCCAUCAACCUCUUUGGCAGCAUCUUCUUCCUCACCUGCAUGAGCGUGGACCGCUACUUGUCCAUCACCUACUUCACCAACACCUCGAGCCACAGGAAGAAGGUGGUUCGUCGUGUCGUCUGCGUCCUGGUGUGGCUGCUGGCCUUUUGCGUGUCCCUGCCCGACACCUACUACCUGAAGACUGUCACAUCCGCAUCCAACAACGAGACCUACUGCCGAUCCUUCUACCCGGAGCAUAGCGUCAGGGAGUGGCUGAUCAGCAUGGAGCUGAUGUCAGUGGUCUUGGGCUUUGUCAUUCCUUUCUGCAUCAUCGCCAUCUUCUACUUCUUGCUGGCCCGAGUCCUCUCGGCCUCUGGAGACCAGGAGACGCACAGCAGUCGGAAGAUCAUCUUCUCCUAUGUGGUGGUCUUCCUGGUGUGCUGGCUGCCCUACCAUGUCGUGGUGCUCCUGGACGUUGUCUCCAUACUGCACUACAUCCCCUUCACUUGCCAGCUGGAGAACUUCCUCUUCUCGGCCCUGCACAUCACGCAGUGCCUGUCCCUGGUGCACUGCUGUGUCAACCCCGUGCUCUACAGCUUCAUCAACCGCAACUACAGGUACGAGCUGAUGAAGGCCUUCAUCUUCAAGUACUCGGCCAAAACGGGCCUCACCAAGCUCAUCGACGCCUCCCGGGUGUCGGAAACAGAGUACUCUGCUUUGGAGCAAAAUACCAAGUGA
This is a messenger RNA of Pipistrellus nathusii (Nathusius's pipistrelle), 1089 nucleotides long. The record is from the annotation of a GenBank genome assembly. NCBI's taxonomy places the organism in Eukaryota, Metazoa, Chordata, Mammalia, Chiroptera, Vespertilionidae.